Messenger RNA from Rattus norvegicus (Norway rat), 8749 nucleotides. The record is from RefSeq and is a predicted model, not a curated record. Lineage: Eukaryota; Metazoa; Chordata; Mammalia; Rodentia; Muridae.
GGCGCAGUGCGCGCCUCGGUUGUCAAACAUGGCUGAAGCGCCGCUGCUACCGCUACAGCCGCCGAAGGGAAAAUGCUGAGCUCGCCCGGGACGGGUGGGUGGCGGCGGCGAGGGCGGCGACGGGAACCCGCUUCCCGGGCGCGGCGGCGGCGGUCAUGGCCCGGUUGGCCGACUACUUCAUUGUGGUAGGCUACGACCACGAGAAGCCAGGGCCAGGAGAAGGUCUGGGGAAAAUAAUUCAGAGAUUCCCACAGCAGGACUGGGAUGACACACCCUUUCCACAGGGAAUUGAAUUGUUUUGUCAACCUGGUGGAUGGCACCUGUCCAGAGAACGGAAACAGCCAACAUUCUUUGUGGUAGUCCUAACAGAUAUUGACUCGGAUCGACAUUACUGCUCAUGCCUAACCUUCUAUGAGGCAGAGAUCAAUCUCCAGGGAACGAAGAAGGAAGAGAUCGAGGGUGAAGAAGUAUCUGCUUUAAUUCAACCUGCAGAAGUAUUUGCACCCAAAAGCCUGGUGUUGGUAUCCAGAUUAGACUAUCCAGAAAUCUUUAGGGCUUGCCUGGGUCUGAUCUAUACUGUGUACGUGGACAGCCUGAGUGUCUCCUUGGAAAGCCUCAUCGCAAAUCUUUGUGCUUGCCUUGUUCCAGCUGCUGGAGGGUCUCAGAAGCUGUUUUCCUUGGGUGCAGGAGACAGACAACUGAUUCAGACUCCUUUGCAUGACAGCCUCCCUGUUACAGGCACCAGUGUGGCUCUUUUAUUUCAGCAAUUAGGCAUUCAAAACGUCCUCAACCUCUUUUGUGCAGUCCUUACAGAAAAUAAGGUUCUCUUCCAUUCAGCAAGUUUCCAGAGACUUAGUGAUGCCUGUAGAGCCCUGGAAUCUUUAAUGUUUCCUCUUAAAUACAGUUACCCUUAUAUUCCCAUUCUUCCGGCUCAGCUCCUAGAAGUUUUGAGUUCUCCAACUCCUUUCAUUAUUGGCGUACACUCCAUCUUUAAAACUGACGUCCAUGAGCUCUUAGAUGUAAUCAUAGCAGAUUUGGAUGGAGGCACUAUUAAAAUUCCUGAAUGCAUUCACCUCUCUUCCCUCCCGGAACCACUUCUUCAUCAGACUCAAGCAGCACUUUCUCUGAUUUUGCACCCGGAUUUGGAAGUAGCAGAUCAUGCCUUCCCUCCUCCACGAACAGCUUUAUCCCACUCAAAAAUGCUGGAUAAAGAAGUUCGAGCAGUUUUUCUUAGACUAUUUGCACAACUGUUCCAAGGGUACAGGUCAUGCCUCCAGCUUAUACGGAUCCAUGCCGAGCCUGUGAUACAUUUUCACAAAACAGCUUUCUUGGGGCAGCGUGGUUUGGUUGAGAAUGAUUUCCUCACUAAAGUACUCAAUGGAAUGGCAUUUGCAGGUUUUGUUUCAGAAAGAGGACCUCCCUAUAGAGCCUGUGAUCUCUUUGAUGAGUUGGUAGCUUUUGAAGUAGAGAGAAUUAAAGUUGAAGAAAAUAAUCCACUGAAGAUGAUAAAGCACAUCAGAGAACUUGCUGAGCAACUCUUCAAAAAUGAGAAUCCAAACCCUCAUAUGGCAUUCCAGAAAGUUCCACGUCCAACAGAAGGAUCCCACUUGAGAGUUCAUAUUCUUCCUUUCCCAAAAAUUAAUGAAGCCCGAGUUCAAGAACUAAUACAGGAAAAUCUUGCUAAGAACCAGAAUGCAACUCCUGCUACACGAACAGAAAAGAAAUGCAUAGUGCCAGCAGGGCCACCUGUUGUUUCAAUAAUGGAUAAAGUGAUAACAGUUUUUAACAGUGCACAGAGACUGGAAGUUGUUAGAAACUGCAUCUCAUUCAUAUUUGAAAAUAAAACUUUGGAGACUGAGAAGACUCUUCCCGCUGCCUUGAGGGCCCUUAAAGGAAAAGCAGCAAGACAGUGUCUCACUGAUGAACUGGGUUUGCAUGUUCAGCAGAACCGGGCAAUAUUGGACCAUCAACAGUUUGACUACAUAAUAAGGAUGAUGAAUUGUACUCUGCAGGAUUGUUCAAGUUUGGAAGAGUAUAACAUCGCUGCAGCACUGCUCCCCCUGACCAGUGCUUUCUAUAGGACAGUGAGCUUACACAUGAGGUUUUGUUUCCAGCAAAGCUGGAUCUUGAAACCCCUAGAGUCUGCCGUUUAUGUGUGUUCAUGAAUGUUGACAAUGUUGGACAGUCUUCAUCUGUAGACAGCAUCCCCUCUACAGCAUGGGGAAGCGGGUACUGAGAUGUUAGAGUUCAACAAGUAACUUAUAACAGGUUAUUUUCCAAAUAUAAGUUUAAAAUUCCAAAAUACAGGUUAAUGACCACUGAGAAAGAAACAAAUUGUUGCUUUUUAAGCCACCAAGUCUUGGCAGUUUUUUCAUGAAACAGUAGAUAAAUGUAAAUAUUAGUACAUAGUAAAUGCCAUUAGGCAAUACUGGCAUUGUAUAAGUCUUGAAGCCAGGUUGUGACAUCUAGGUCGCAUCAGUAUGAGACUGUUGUAGGUAGCCUCGCACUAGGGUGUAGCUUAAGAAAUACUGACUAGUGUAGGCAGGCACUCGGGCACUGUCUUAGAUGUUUCAGGAAGGCAGAGCAGCAUACGUAGCAGUGGUAACCAACGGUUCCAUGCUGAAGUGUUGGUUUCAAAUGUCUGUGUCUGUUAACAUUGUGUAGUUAUAUAACCUCUGUGACUUAGACUGCUGUGUCACCAUUGAUAUUCUUCCUCAUGCUUUAAAUCAAAUUUUACUUUCUUUCUCUCAAUAUCUGUGAAUUCUGUAGGAAUGUGUCUACAAUUUACAUACCAAUUCAAAAUUCCAAGAUCACCAGAUAAUGAAGUUUGUUUCUAUUCAAGCAUCUUCUAGGAUGCAUUUUCUGAAAUCUUUUCUGCCUGCUGUUGGCAUUAUAAGUGUCUCUAAUUAAAAAGGACUCGAAUUUUUAUCUGUUUGCUAGGUAAUUAGUUUACUAAUAAAACUUGGUGAUGUAACAUGUCUGUUGUAAAGAUAAUGUUAGGUUUCCAGGAAAGCUGUGGAGAAAGUACACUUUAGUUAGUGCUCCAGUGCUUUCCUAGAAAAACAAGGCCCUUUGUUUAGGUGGAAGGAGAGCUGCAGGCACUAUGGCUGACCAAAGUGAAGCUGCUUCUCCAUUCAGGAAAGUUAACUGAAGCUGACUGACGUCAGAAUGUGCAGAUGCCAAAGUGUGAUCAAAAGAAGUCAGCCCAGCAGGCUUGGAAUUUAAAUACAAGGAACAGAAUGAGAUCUUAGAAAAUUAUCUGAAUAACAUCACUUUAUUUAGAACUAGUUAACUUUUUUACAAAAUAAUAACUCAUUGUGUGGUUGUAGAAAAUACAUGUAACAAUAAAAAAUUACAUGUUCUUAUGACAACUAUAUGCUCAUUUGAGUGGUUUCUCAUUUUUCUGAUUUAAAGCUUGACUGUGAUAGAACAUCCUAGAAUUACCACAUCUCUUUUACCCAAAAAAAAAAAAAAAAAGUUCAUGGUUACAGUGUAAUGUGUCCUUAGGUACCAGUGCUAGUGCACCUGUUCAUUUAUAUCUUUUACUUAUCAUCUGCUUUUCUUUUUGAUUUUAAAAAUAAAACAAGAUUCCAUAUUUAAAAAUGCUUUAGGAUUUCUUGCUAUGUCACUAAAAAAGUGGAAUAUCAAUUUCAUUAUCUUUAUGAUUUAUACAUAUGUGGAUUUGUUUUUGUUUUGAGGUAGAAUCUCACUGUACAGUCUAUCUUAAACGUAAACUCAGGAUCCUCCUCACCAGCCUGCUAAUGCUGGGUGACAGGCACUGUACCACAGUAUUCAGCUUAUGUAUGCAAUCUGGGGAUGAACCAUCGAGGGAACUGAAGUAAUGAUUUGCAGGUUAAGAGCACUUGCUGCUUUUGUAGAGACCCCAAGCUCAGUCCACAGCACCCACAUGGCUACUCACAGGUAACUCAGGUUGCAGGGGACCUUAUACCAUCUUCAGACCUCUGCAAGCACUGAACACACAUGGUGGAAAUGCAAACAUCUAGGCAAAACGUAUAAGCACAUAAAAAAUAUGAAUCUUAAAAACAAUACCAUCAAUCCUAAAUCUUUUUUGUUAUCCAUAGUUAGUACUUGCCAAUGGCUUCUGUAAGCAGCAAAUACACUAGGGCACACAUCUCUGAGAGACAGUUAUAAAUUAGUUGUAGAUUUCUGUUUCUUUGAAUUAAUUUUGAAAAUCAUACUUGUAAUCCAAUCCAUUGUUUAAAAUGUAAUUUAAAAAUGGAAUUUUACAGAAAACACUUGAAUAAUUCCUUUAAGGUGACAGCAGUGUACUCACUCAUCAGAUGCAGAUGUGUGAUGACAAAGGUGAUUUGAAACCAUGCCUAGACGCCCAGACGCAUGCUAAGGAGUUCAGACUGCUAAACUGUCAGGAGCUCACAGCAAAGAGAAGGAGGCUUGAGAGAUUGACAGCCCAUUAGUAAGCUAACACAAAAGACAAGCACUUCUGAGGCAGCUAGAGAGAAAUGCAGGAAGGUACUAAGAAUUGCUAACCAAAUGCUUGAGACCAGAGGAUGUAAAUGAGUAAAGGGCAGCCACUGUCAGCUCUAGCAGCUUCAGCCCUGCAGGAAGUGGUUAGCACAUCUUUUGUUUUGUUUCGUUUUCAAGAAAAUUAUAAAUCUGAACAUUACAUAAAAUUUCUUCUUUUGGUUUAAUUAAAAAAUUAAAAUCCUGGACAAGGGGCUCAGUAGAUAAAAUGCUUGGUGGGUUAAAAACAAGGACCAAAUUUCAAAUUCUCAACAGCCAUGUAAGAGCCAAGCUUAGAGAUGUCGGCCUAUCGCCCAGCCCUGUGGGUGUAGAGACUGGCAGAUCCUGGAGGAUUGCUGGUUAGCCAGUCUCAAGGAAACAGUUCCAGGUUCAGUGUGAGACCCUGUUUCAAAAUACAAAGUAGAGAUAGCAAAAGAAGACAUCCAAAGUCAUCCUCUGGUUUCUACAUAAAUGGUAAAAGUCAAACUCUACUCUCCUCCUCUCUGUCAUAAACACACUCUCUCAGACACCUCAUAAGUAGCCAGAACGAAGCGAACAGCCACAUGCAGCUGACAGCGUUAGCUCCGCAGCCUCCACUCUGAGCUCUGACUGUACAUUCUUGUGCUGUACUACAGGAGGUGAACUACUGUGGUGUGAAUGAGAGCAUCACAAUAGGCUCAUAGGCUUCAAUAUUUGGCCUCUGGUGUGGCCUGGUUGGAUGGGUUUCAUCACUGAGGUGAGCUGUGAGGUUUCAAAACCUCAUGCAGUUCCCAGUUGGAUCUAUCUCUCUGACUUGUGGUUGUUGUCUUAACGUGUAAGCUGUCAGCUACUGCUCCAAGGUUAUGCCUACUGCCAUGCUUCCUGCCAUGAUGAUCAUGUCCUAACCCUCCAAAACUGUAAGCCAGCCCCUAAUGCACCCUUAUCUUUUAUAAAUCGCCUUAGUCGUGGUGUCUCUUGACAGCAAUAGAAAUGUAACUAAGAUAUGGGAGGAAAGCCCUAAAAUGGAAACCAGAUGUGAAUUUGAACUCCAGCUUAUUCUGAGAUCUUAAACAAAUGUAUGGGGUGGUGAUAAGUAAAGAUGGAAGGCAGUGAUGAACUUAAAGCAUCUGUUGGAGUGGCAGGCAUGUAGUGAGUGCACAGUGGAUAGCGGUAGGAUGAAGAGCAGGAUGGAGUUCAGCUGCAGGUUGAACGUCUUCUUGACCAGCCUCUGCAUAUGCAUGGAAGUACAGAAGAGAUGUAGUUGCUGGGCUCAUGGGGCUUAGGCAGAUGUCCACAAUCAGUCCAGCUUCGUAAGUACUAUCCUGUACUACCUAUGAUGGGUCUGUAUUCUCCUCUGCUACCUAUAAUUCUAGCUAGAGCAGGAAGCAAGUCUCCAUUUACUGACUUUAACUCCAAGGAGCAUGUAAGCAAAAUAAAUAUGCUCAUCUAAAGAUAUAUACAUAAAUGUACACACAUAAAUACAUGUGUGUUUAUUUAGUACUAUUGAAUGAACCUAAGACCUCACACAUGCUAAACAAGCAUUCUAAUAUGUCUAGUCCCAAGCAAAAUACCCUUAUAGAUCUAUAUGUAAAUGGUUUUUCGUAUAUAAUCAGUACUAAUUACUGCCCUUCACAAAUGCUAAAAAGCAUUUUCAUCCAGAUUAACAAUGAGAAUGUUCUCUGUGAAUUAGCUAAACUCUCCCAAUGGGUUUUUUUUUUCUGUAUUUUUCUGUGCCCUUCCACCUCCUUGGAGCCCCUCAAUAGUUCUGAUCCUUGAUCUGGAAAUCACUUGACUGCUUGAUACUUACAUUGAUUUUUCAGCAGACUAUAAUAUAUUCUUUAGGGCAUGGACUUUUGGCUGUAUGAUGGGAACUAGAAAAUUUUGAGGUCCUUGUAGCAUGCUAUAAUUGGAAAAUACAGAAUUCAUGACUGUCUUUAUGAGUAACAAAAACUGAUUUUAUCAACUGCUUGUCCCUAAAACGAACUUUGUAAAAAAUAGACUAUUCUUCUAGUUUGAUUUUGCUUAGGCAGCACUCUUUCCGUUAACACUAGUCAGCAUUGUUGACAUUUUUGAGAAGUCAUAGACUUCAUGGGGAUCUGUGGGGGAGCUGUUGAAUUACAGAAGAAAUUAUUGCAACAGGAAGUGAAUUGUGUGUUAUUAUAAACACUCGGUGACUCAACAGAUUCCCUUUCUUUUUUAAUUUUUCUAGCUUUAGAGCUGUCCUUGUGGUCACAGAUAGAUUUUUCAGGGAUUUUAGAGAUAUAAAGAGAAGUCAUGAGCAAAGAAGGUUUUGAGUACUGGGGUAAUGAAAGCAGACAGAUCCCUCAGUCAGCAGGGUGCUGUAGUGUUUGUUGAUGGUUAAGGUUUACAAUGAAGAAGUCAGAGAACAACUGCAAUGCCUGGGAGAAACUGAUCUGUUUUCUCAUACUCUUGGAUGAUACAUUUCCAGCUAAUAACACUAGAUUUAGAAUUGUAAUCGUAGAAGGAAACCUGAAAAUAUGUAACUAAUGUUGAGGUUUGGUCUUUUGCUAUGUAUUGUAAUCCUAAACUAUGUCUAGGCCUAGGAGUGAACUCUCACAUUUACCAGCUUUCAUUGUGCAAACUUUGUUCCUUAAUUUAAAACUAUUGCUUAAAUAAAAUUGGCUACAGCCAGUUACAGGAAGAAUUAGAGGUAGGUGGGUUUUGAGUUACCUGGUUGGGGGUGAAGGAGAGGUGAGGGGAGGAGAACCAUGAGGAAGGAGAAGAAGGUGGAAAGAGGUGGAAGCCACCAUAGGGUAGGGAAUCAUGAAAGCAUAGCCAUGAGGGCUAACUAGCUGGAGUUAAGAGCUGCCCAGAUGGAACAUAGCAAGUUAUAACUCAGGGUUAUUGGUGGGAAAGUAGAUUCUAAUAGUACAGACAGUAGAUAUCUGCCCAGCCCUAGUGCUGAUUAAGGCUUAUUAUAAAUAUAAAAUUUGUGCGUUUUAUCUGUGACCUGGAUGAUCAAAGGCAGGGUAGAGGCUCCAGACUGACAUUAAAUAUUUAUACAACUAAUCUCUUAGAAUGUGGCAAGUUGUCUGUGCAUCUCUGAUAUUUGCAGGCAGCAGUAGGGUUGAAAUAGGCAUUUCUGAAAAUGGAUAUAAGUAAAUGAUAAAAUUUUCAGGACUUGAUAGUGCAGGUCAUUAGUAGUGUACAAGUUUCAAAUUAAUGACAUCCCAAUACCCACAUCACACAGCUCAGAACCACCUACAACUCUCAGCUCUGGUGUUCCAGCACCCUCUUGUGGCCUCAACAGGCCCUUGUAUUCACGUGCUUAUACCCAUACUGAGAUACAUAUGGGGGGUGGGGGGUGAAAUAAAGCAUUGAGAAGAUUGAAGAAGACAGAAUCAAUAUUAUAAGAAUAACUAUAUUGUCAAAAGCAGUCUACAUAUUUAAUGCAAUUCCCAUAAAAAUUCCACUGACAUCCUUCACAGAAUUAGCAAAAACAAUUUGUAAAUGCAUAUGUAAGCACAAAAGACCAUGAAUAGCCAAAGCAGUCCUGAACAGAAAGCACAAUGCUAGGGUACCACAAUACCUGAUCUCAAAAUACACUAGGAGCCACAGUAGCAAAAAAACAGUAACUGACCCAAAACAAACACAUAGACGAGGGAAGUAGGUUAGAGGACCCAGAGGAAACACACACAACUACAGUCACCUAAACAAAACUGUAGGUGUUUAAACAAAACUGUAGGGGUUGGGGAUUUAGGUCAGUGGUAGAGCGCUUGCCUAGCAAGCACAAGGCCCUGGGUUCGGUCCCCAGCUCCAAAAAAAAGAAAGAAAAAAAACUGUAAAAAUAUAUAUAUAUAUAUUGGGGGGAAAAAAGCCUCUUUAACAUUUAGUACUGUAAAAACUAGAUAUCUACCUAUUGAAGAAUGAAACUAUCCCUAUCUCUCAUGAUGCAGAAAAAUCAAUUCAAAAUAGAAUUGAAGAUUUUAAUGUAAGACCUGGAAACUUAGAAAAUGCUAAAGAAAAACUUCGAUUAAAAAAGAUAUUCCAAGAUAGGCAUAAGUGGGGAGUCCAUUAGGAAAUAAUCCCAAGAAAUGACAAGUGAAAUUAAAUGAAGUUUAGAUGCCUUUCUACAAUAAAGAGAAACAUGAGGAGAAUGAAAAGAAGUCUGUAGCGGUAGGAAGAGUCAUUGCCAGGUAGCCACACAUCAGACAGAGACGUAACAUCUAGUAGAGAGAGAAAACUGCCAAAAUUAAAUACCAAGAAAAAUAAAUGAUCUAAGCAGUAACUGAGCUGGUGAACUUCAGACACUUGUGAGAAGAAGAAA